AUGAGCAACCGCAGCCAGUUUUUUCCCUCUCGACCUCCGUCUGUAGCUGGUAACAGGGACGCGGCGCUAGCUCCGGAUAAAAAACCCAUGCCGCCUCAAAGGCCGGCAAGCGCAGCUCCUACCCGAGGCGCGUCCGCUGACCCUCAAGCCAUGUUACACAAUAUCGCACCUAAACCUUUCAACAUUGCCGGACUCGUGAAGAGGAUGGGCCCGCAGACUCAUCAUAAAGCUCAACAACAAGGCUCUCGCUCUCGCGUCUCUAAUUCUUUUCCGUCGUUGGAGCAGGGCGGCAUGGCUCCCCCACAGAUUCAUUCUCCUCGCGCCUCCUCUGCUCUAGUUUCGAAUGGACUUCUCGGCGGCCUGCUCGAUUCUCCGACGAUGCUACCUUCUCCGCCAUCCCGUCACGAUAUAGCAUCUGGCGCCCCUUCUGACUCUUUUCAGCAAGCUCGUCCAGGACCUAUGCGUCCGCCCUUCUCUGAGAACGAUCUUCAAGUAAACAAGGCGCAUACACCUGGCCAGGAGACGCAUACAUUCGUACAAGCAACGCAUAUAUCCCAUUCGGAACGAUCUCUGGCUCACGCUGGUUUGCACUCGCCUAUUCCUGGUGGUGGGAUGCGCUCGACGCUCGCUCUGCCCUCGACGGACGGAUUAUAUGCCCUUUCCAGCGGCCAGUCAUCUAUCGGACCUGCCGCUCACAGUCAUCGCGGCACACAUCAGGAGGUCAGCUACGCUCGCAAGCGCUCUCACUCUCAGCGCGAGGGUGACGACGACGACGACGAACUGCUUUAUCCGGACGAACCCGAACACCCAGGAAAGCGCUAUCGUCAAGACCUUCCAGACGAACACCGCGACUACUCCAUGGCCCAUGAUGGUGGGGCUGGCGCUCACCAUCAUGGCGCGGUGAUCGAGCCUCCGCCGACGCCUGACAUGUCGGGCUCCGAUCUCGCUCGGAUUCUGAACAUCGAUAUCGAUGUCUACAUCGCGCAGCAUCUCGGCGCCUAUGAAGGCAACAAGCGUCGCUGGGCGGAGGCUUCUCCAGCCGAGUGGGCCGCAGGUGCAGAUGAGCUGAUCUCCGAUUUCUCGAAACUGCUCGAUACGGUGAAAGACCAUAUGAUAUCCAAGGCUCGGCUGUACGCCAAGCUUGACCGGUCGAUCAGCACUCAUAAGGACAAACUCGAGGCACGGAAGAAGCUGCUUGACACGAAGCACGAGGAGCUUGUAAGAUAUGGCGGCGGCCUCAACGGAGUUUGA
Molecule: messenger RNA, 1251 nt
Organism: Punctularia strigosozonata HHB-11173 SS5
Lineage: Eukaryota; Fungi; Basidiomycota; Agaricomycetes; Corticiales; Punctulariaceae
Exons: 5
Coding region: 1-1251 (416 amino acids)
Source: RefSeq, a predicted model, not a curated record